AUGGCCGAACCAAUACAAGCAACAUACAAGCGCAUCAUCAUCUGCUGUGAUGGCACCUGGCUCGCAGCGAACACCGGCAAUGGUUCCGCGCCUUCCAAUGUCGCCAAGCUUGCUCGUGCUGUUGCCCCGACCGGCAUCAAUGUCGAUGGGCAGCUGGUCAAGCAAGUCGUGUUGUAUCUUUCUGGCCUGGGAAGUACCAGUCUCCCUGUUGCGAUGGCGAUAGAAGGCGGUUUGGGAUGGGGUCUUGAUCUGGACGUGACGGAAAUCUACGACUUCAUUUCUAACAACUAUGAGCUCGGCGAUGAGCUGUUCUUCUUUGGCUUCUCGAGAGGCGCAUUCACUGUCCGCUCAGCGGUGGGCCUGAUCUCCAGUGCAGGCAUUCUUUCUGCGGUGAACAUGUCGUACUUCCAUGACAUGUGGUUAGCAUAUCGACGAAGGACAGGCUCGUUUCAGGACACGGCAUGGUACCAUGAAAACAGUAAAAAGCUCAAGUUGACUGCAUCCCAAGUCCCCAUCAAGAUUGUGGGUGUGUGGGAGACGGUGGGAGCCCUCGGUGUUCCGGAGUGGCCUGGCGUAAAAUUACUUCAGAAGAUAGGCGUGCCGCUGAACCAGGAGUACGCUUUCCAUGACACCGGGCUAUCGAACAACAUCGAACGUGCAUUCCAGUCCCUCGCUCUGGACGAGAAGCGCAUCACUUUUCCGCCCACCAUGUGGCACAAGACGUCUGACAAGCAACAUCUUGAACAAUGCUGGUUCCCAGGUGUCCAUGCUAACAACGGCGGUCAGGCCGAGUACCCAUUGCGCUGCUCGGAUAGAAGCGAACUUGCAGCCAAUACACUUGCCUGGAUGAUUGACAACAUUGGAACCGCACUGACCUUUGAGAACGCCGCGCUCGACAUGAUCGUCUCCGAGCACUCACAAGCUCUUCUACAGAACGGCAUCCCGGACGGCUGGGGCUGUGGCAAGAUCAUUGACAACUUCGCUGGUCUACAAGGUGCAUUCUUCCGACUUCUUGGCCAAAGUACACGCACUCCCGGAGGGUACAGUGAUACACCAGGUGCAACGAAUGAGUUCAUGCACCCUAUCGUGCGGUAUCGGAAGGAGCAAGUCUCAAGCUGGAAGCCACCUUCACUUGCUGGGUUCCACUUCGAGGGGCCUGGAAAUAGUAGCUCCAAGAAGAUUGUGUGGGCUAAGUUGGGACAGAAGGCUAUGUCGGAGUAUGUGAUGAGCCCGGCGAAGACUCUUGCGGUUUCGUGUGUAGCCGAUGAUGGAAGUUGGACGUUUGCCGAGAGGAGCAGUCUGGCGAGGCAGUUAUGUCCGCUCAGUGUGCUGGAGAAGUUGGAUGGUGAGGCGGGUAUGAUUUAAUAGGCGGGUACACUUACAGAGAG
Messenger RNA from Sphaerulina musiva SO2202, 1388 nucleotides. RefSeq lists its product as uncharacterized. The coding region runs from base 1 to 1365 and encodes 454 amino acids. Lineage: Eukaryota; Fungi; Ascomycota; Dothideomycetes; Mycosphaerellales; Mycosphaerellaceae. The transcript has 5 exons. The record is from RefSeq and is a predicted model, not a curated record.